Messenger RNA from Vitis riparia (riverbank grape), 2163 nucleotides. RefSeq lists its product as uncharacterized. Gene Ontology annotation, cellular component: membrane. The record is from RefSeq and is a predicted model, not a curated record. Lineage: Eukaryota; Viridiplantae; Streptophyta; Magnoliopsida; Vitales; Vitaceae. The transcript is spliced from 2 exons. The coding region runs from base 141 to 974 and encodes 277 amino acids.
CAGGGGUCCCCAGUCCCCACAAUUCAGAAAUCUGUUGUUUCCUGUGUCUCUCCUGUGAACCGAGUCAAACCCAGAAACUGAGGUAUUGUUGGAGACUCCUUGCAGGUUGGUGGUGGAAGGAAGAGGGAAAGAGAGAGAGAAUGGGAAGGUUGGGGAGAGUGGGUGUGGUCGGGGUGGUGAUAGCAGGGAUAGUAUUGAGUAGAAGGUACGGAUUGGAGUGGGACAAAGACGCAGCUGUUGAGUUGUUCAGACAAUGGUCAGAUCGAUUGGGUUAUUGGGCGAUCCCUCUCUACGUUUCCAUACACACCCUCACCCUUGCCCUCUGCUUGCCCUCCGCCGUCUUCUUCGAAGCUGCUGCUUCUCUUCUCUUUGGGUUCCUCCCCGCCGUGCUCUGCGUCUUUUCCGCUAAGCUUCUUGGUGCUUCUCUAUCUUUCUGGAUUGGAAGUUACUCCAAUAACUGUUGUAACACUGGGAGUUUGUUCAGGCUGAUUUUUAGGAGUUCAAGUACAGCAAUGGAGUGGGCCCAGGGAAACAAAUACUUCCAUCUGCUUUCCAGAGGAGUUGAACGAGAUGGUUGGAGAUUUGUACUUCUUGCUCGUUUCUCACCCAUUCCCUCCUAUGUCAUAAACUAUGCACUUGCUGCUACAAAAGUUGGGUUUAUUCUAGAUUUCCUGCUCCCUUCAGUUAUUGGCUGCCUGCCAAUGAUAUUACAGAACACAUCCAUCGGCAGCCUGGCUGGUGCUGCUGUUGCUACAGCAUCUGGAUCUCAGAAAUCUCAGGUUUGGUCAUAUGUUUUCCCACUUCUUGGGAUUGUAUCAAGCAUACUCAUCUCUUUGAGAAUCAAAAAGUACUCUACUGAUAUAUCAGUGAUUCAAUCCUCUUCCAGUGAGGAUAUUCAUGACUGCAAUAACACUGUUGAGUCCUCUCAAACCUUGUCUAGAAAAGGGAACAAGAACAUGGAGAAAAGUCACUGACAAUCUGAUGUCAUUGUGAAGUUCAUCAUAUCUCAUUUUGUCACACGGUGCACAAACACACAUAGAGAGCAUAGAUGCCUUCUUUCUCAAGUGCCUAGUUGAUAUAAGUUACACCAAUCAGACAUUAUUUCUAUGGGUUUACACUUUUGUGCCUCUGUUUAGUGGAUUAUUAAAAUCAAUCACUUGGACCCAACUAACAUCCUUUUUGUGUACUUCUGUGUAUGUCUAUUUGAUUAAAAGAUUAUGUACUUUUGCCACAUUCCCAUGAGGGGAUUAUGGAGAAAUCUUGCAUGAAUAUUUUAAUUUAUUUCAUUUGUUUAAUCUUUGUUGAAAUGAGAAUAGCUGUCAGGCAGUUGGGAUUUGCUUUAAUAUUCCUAGGCAAGUUUAGGCAUCCAACCAUGAGCUGAUGGUGUCACGGUGACGAAAAUCAAAUAGGGGGAGUAGGGGAAUGGGACAAGCAAUAAUGGGAGGAGUCAACAAGAUAUGGUUUUCAGCAGUGGAAUCUUCUAACAUGUGCGCUGAUGGUAGGAGGGAGCCCAGCCCCACUAUCUCCACUAUCUAUGAUGAUAAAAGGAGGAUGAACUGUUAACUAGUAAAUAAUGGAUAUUGAAAAUAUGCUUAUUACAGUCUGGCAGAUAAUUUAGGCGGAUUUGUGGUUAUAACACUAUCAUUAUUAGAAUGACUUUAUGUAUCAGGAAUUAAUGGUGUUGAACUCAUCUUCCACUCACAAAAUUGAGGUUCUUCUUUGUCCUACUCCCCCACUGACAGGCUCUCUCUCAUGGAGGCUGCAUUCAAUGUGUUCCCACAAUGUUGUGUUGUGCGGCAUUCACAUCGUCAAUCAAUCCACACCUACAGAAGUUUACUAUUUCAAAAUCUGGUAUUGGUUCUGCGAUUCGGCCCCACUGUUUGGGAAACUUUGAAAAACCAGUGGGAGUAAUUGAAUGGAAGGUGGUGGCCACCUACCCACUUCCAGAUGGGUGUUGCAGUUCGAAGAUAUUGAGACUUUUCCAUUAAUGGGGAGAGUCAACUUUGGCGAAAAGGGCUCUUUCUAAGUUAGGGUUUGGCAGCUCUCAGACGUGUGAGACUCAAGAAAUUUUCAACUUUUUCCACCCCUUGGGUCGUGUACACAACCAACUCUGCAAGAGUUGAAUAUUUGAAUAUUGGUUGAGAAAAAUGUGAAGAAAUUUUU